GGAGAAUUUCUGGGAAGGGGCUGGAGAAUUUUUGGCAGGAGUCUGGGGAAUCCUGAGGGAAACUGGGGAAGGAAACCUCGGGAACUUUUAACCCCCAUCCCCACAAAUUCCCGAGCGUGCAAACUCCCAGCUACGCCUGCCUGACCUCCAACCUCAACCCCAACUCACCCCGUGACAAACCCCCCGAAAAACCGACCCCAAGUCCGUAGGGAACCCUGAUUUCUCCCGGUUUCCCACAGGGUUUGAGGGAUGCCCAAGAAAUUCCAGGGGGAGAACAGCAAGUCGGCGGCGGCGCGCGCCCGCAGGGCCGAGGCCAAGGCGGCGGCGGAGGCGCGGCGGCAGCAGGAGCUGGAGGAUGAGCUCUGGAAGGACGAGGACAAACACGUCCUGAGGAAGGAGCAGAGGAAGGAGGAGCGGGAGAAGCGGCGCCUGGAGCAGCUGGAGCGCCGCAAGGAGCUGCAGCGGCUGCUGGAGGAGGAGGACUCCAAGCUCAAAGGGAAAACUCCCAAGCAGGGAAAUCCUGGGAAAAUCACCCGGGCCCAGAUCGAGGAGAACGUCCGCAAGGAGCAGCAGCAGAGGGAAAACACGGAUGCAGUGGAGAAGGAGAAAUCGCACCUGGAGCUGCCGCUGGAGGAGAACCUGAACCGGCGGCUGCCUGAGGAGGGCGCUGUGGAGGCGCGCAGCAUCGAGGACGCCAUCGCCGCCCUCAGCGUGUCCCAGCCCCUGGAGCGCCACCCCGAGCGCCGUCUCCGCGCCGCCUUCGCCGCCUUCGAGGAGCUGCAGCUGCCGCGGCUGCGGCGGGACAACCCCAACAUGCGGCUGAGCCAGCUGCGCCAGCUGCUCAAGAAGGAGUGGAUGAGGUCCCCCGAGAACCCCCUGAACCAGCGGCACAAACCCUACAACAGCCACCCCUAGCCGGACUGGGCUCCCCGCCAGGACCGUCCCCCCGCGGCGCUUUUGGGGUUUUUGGUGUCUCUGUCUCCCCGCCGUGGGUUUGGGGUGAGCUGCAGGUCGGACUGAUGGCGACUUCUCCUUCCUGGAGUCGCCUGGGGAGAGCGGCUCCCGGAGCUUCCCGGCGUUGCCUCCGUGGGAUUCUGGAGUUGGCACGUGGGAAACGCUCCCGGGGUGUGAGCCCGAAGAGAUUGCAGGCCCUGGGUCUCACCUGAGAUCCCGGCUCCUGUUCCUUUGGGAUUGGGAUGUCCCUGAGAUCCCUGCUCCUGUUCCUUUGGGAUUGGGAUGUCCCUGAAAUCCUGUCCCUGUUUCCUUUGGGAUGUCCCUGAGAUCCCUGCUCCCGUUUCUUUGGGAUAUCCUUGAGAUCCCUGCUCCGGUUUCUUUGGGAU
Molecule: messenger RNA, 1340 nt
Organism: Onychostruthus taczanowskii (white-rumped snowfinch)
Lineage: Eukaryota; Metazoa; Chordata; Aves; Passeriformes; Passeridae
Gene: CCDC124
Product: coiled-coil domain containing 124
Exons: 4
Coding region: 250-915 (221 amino acids)
Biological process (GO): transcription by RNA polymerase II
Cellular component (GO): nucleus
Molecular function (GO): transcription coactivator activity
Source: RefSeq, a predicted model, not a curated record